AUGACAACCAGUAGCAGCCCACAGCAAGCCCGCUCUGACACACACACAUACACACACCUCCUGAGCCUGUACAUUGAGCUAGAUUUCAAUAAAUCCUCAUUGACCCCAGAGAAGUCUGCAAAAUUAACCUUUUUUUUUCCUCUUGUACUUUCAGAAACCACAGACCAUGGAUCAAGUAAAUGUGACAAUGGCAGCGGUGGCGUCGGAGUUGCGCAGAAGGAGAAGGUGAAGGGCAAAGACGAGACGUACUGGAGGGAGAUCAACGCCGCCAUGGCCUUGACCAACUUGGCGCAGGGGAAGGACAGCGCCUCCGGGACCACCAGCUGCAUCAUUCAGAAGUCCUCCCAUAUAGCAGAGAUCAAGACUGUUAAAGUGCCGCUGAUGCAGAAAUAUUAGCGCUGACGUCAUCCUACCAUCUCUAUGCAAACCAGCAAACAUUCCUGUUUCAGCAAACUCGCUGGAGUCCAAAUAAACUCCCCCUGGAGAGAAUGAAAAGAGAACUGUUGUUGAAGGAGGGGGGGAUGUUUGAGGCGAGGAAGCGUGGAACAAAAAGAGAACUCGCAUUCUUAUUGGUGUCUGAAAAAGUGCAAAAGAAGCCUUGACCAUCAUUUUCUUUGCUGGGUUGACGUGAGGCAGACAAGUGUUGAUAAUAGUUUCACUGCAGUAUUUCCUAAAACAAGACACUUUUGUAAUGUUAACUUAUUUUUGAUGAGUCCGAUUUUUUUUUAUUUCUUCUUUUUUAUGCUACGGAAAUUUGUAUUUUGCCAAAGUGCCUUUGUUAUUUAGACGAGUAACUCACCGACUGUCGUCAAUGCAAAGUACACAUACUGAGGUGCCUGUUGGGAAUUUGUGGAGGAAUAUUUGACUAAGUUUCGAGUCACAGUCACAAUUCAGGAUUAGUUUUUUUCUGAAUGAAAACUCCCCAGCCUGUGCCUUAAGGACUGAAUGAGCUCACCAUCCGAGGCAUUGAUUAACUCAAAUAGCACACACAGAUACACACUCUAUUAGAACAUACCCAGCAGUAUGACAUUGUUCUUGUUUUGACUGGAGUCUUAAUUUUGACUGUAACUGAUGCUGUUUUGUCUCAGCUUCUCCUUGCUGGCGGGCCAACAAUAACUGUCGCGUACGUAGAUAAAAUGCCCGAACGUGAGCAGCAGAUCGAUAAGCGGCCAGCGAUCUCCACCUUGUCCACAUCUCGGCCUUGGAUUACAUUAACCAGCGAAGGAUUCCUGUCUUAUCUGGGCUUUUAGUUGCUGAAACGUGCACAAACGCUCAGCUGGACCCAGAUGAAGUCACGUUCCCCCACGCAAAGACACAGAUAGGUCAGAUAGAUCUUCAGGCGUACAUUAAGGUUCAGUACAGUGUCUGUUCAAACAGAAGAAUGCCAUGACCUAAAAGGGAUGUUUUCACUUUGCAUUAUCAGUGUUUUCUGUGGACAGUGUUGCCUUUUCACGUGUUUGUGUUCAGAACAGGAACAAGAUAGUCCGGAGUGAACGAAAAAGAAAAGCCACCACCAGCUGCCCCCCCACC
Messenger RNA from Morone saxatilis (striped sea-bass), 1530 nucleotides. RefSeq names its product homeobox protein Mohawk-like. The record is from RefSeq and is a predicted model, not a curated record. The transcript is spliced from 3 exons. Bases 1 to 396 code for a protein of 131 amino acids. NCBI's taxonomy places the organism in Eukaryota, Metazoa, Chordata, Actinopteri, Moronidae.